AUGGAUCAACUUUUACGAUUCUUUCCUCAACGAUCUAUUCCAAUGGACUCAAUGAAGCGAUGUCUCCGCCAGUUCCUCAUCACAUUGGACUUUCUUCAUACCGAGGCCGGAAUUAUACACAAUGGUGAGCCGUGGGAGCCCAUCGCAUUUGCUGCUCAAAUGCUAAUCCGGAUCCUCUCAGAUCUCCAACCUAAGAAUCUGCUCCUUCCCGUUGAUGAUGUUUCGACGUUCAAAGAGAUGGAGGAAGACGAAUACAAGAACCCGUCUCCGCGAAAAUUUCUCAAAGACCGCUCCAUUUACAGCAUACGUGGGCUGCCUCUCCCGGAAGGAGGACUGCCCUUGAUCUGUGAUUUUGGAGAAGCCAGGGUAAUAGACGAAGAGGGACAUACCGACGAUAUCAUGCCUGAUAUCUACAGGGCCCCCGAGGUCGUUAUGCACAUGAAGUGGAAUGUAAAGGUUGAUAUUUGGAGCGUUGCGAUGGUAGCCUGGGAUCUCGUUGCUCCGCAGCCCAUGUUCGACCGUCGACACCCAGAGACGGGAGAACCUGAUGAUAGGUAUCUCAUUGCGCAGUUUGCCGGUAUCCUGGGACCGCCGCCUGUCGAGUUCUGGAGCCAGAGCAGACUAUGUCAGGCCUUUUGGGAUGAAAAUGGAAACUGGAAAAAUGUGGUUCCUCUCCCAGAGAUAUCUCUUGAGAGACUAGCUGCAGAUAUUGAGGGUGAAGAUGUGCCAGGCUUCCUACGCUUUCUGCGGAGGAUCCUCCGCUGGCUCCCUGAGCAGCGUCCGACGACCGAGGAGCUGGUCUACUAUCCAUGGUUACUGGCGGGUCUUGGAAGUGAAAUCACAGCUGACGAGGAUAACCUGUCCAUGAGCUGA
Uncinocarpus reesii 1704 is the source of this 873-nucleotide messenger RNA. RefSeq lists its product as uncharacterized. The transcript has 3 exons. Gene Ontology annotation, molecular function: protein kinase activity; ATP binding. Bases 1 to 873 code for a protein of 290 amino acids. NCBI's taxonomy places the organism in Eukaryota, Fungi, Ascomycota, Eurotiomycetes, Onygenales, Onygenaceae. The record is from RefSeq and is a predicted model, not a curated record. Gene Ontology annotation, biological process: regulation of mRNA processing; spliceosomal complex assembly; protein phosphorylation.